This is a messenger RNA of Diaporthe citri, 768 nucleotides long. RefSeq lists its product as uncharacterized. The record is from RefSeq and is a predicted model, not a curated record. Gene Ontology annotation, molecular function: arylformamidase activity. The transcript is spliced from 2 exons. Bases 1 to 768 code for a protein of 255 amino acids. Lineage: Eukaryota; Fungi; Ascomycota; Sordariomycetes; Diaporthales; Diaporthaceae.
AUGGGCAGUGCUUUUCCUCUGAAAGACACGUUUGCCGCCGAGCGGCCAGGCUUUGACGACUUGCCCCUGCGCAAGGGUGGUCCGAAGGCGUCGGCGUGGGGCUUGUGGGGUGAUGAUGAUGAGUUGGGCACCUUGAACCUACUUACGCCUUCAAUUGUCAAAGCCGCCGCCGCCGAAGUCGUGACAGGAGAGACAGUUGCUUUGAAAAAGCUCGCAGACAUUGCUAAGAAGACCAUCACCGGCCGUGGUGUCCUCCUUGACUGGCAAUCCUGGGCAACCGAGCAGGGAAUUCAGAUCGACCAUUUCGCCUCCCACGGCAUCCCCCUGUCCCAGCUUCAGGCCGUGGCGGCCGCGCAGCUGGUCCAGGUCCGACGAGGCGACGUUCUUCUCGUCGGCACUGGGUGGCUGCCGGCCUACAACGCGCUGUCCCAGGAACAAAAGGCCGCGCUGCCACACCGGCCCGUCCGGUCGAGCUGCGGCGUCGAGGCGAGCGAGAACGCCAUCCGCUGGCACUGGGACAACGCCUUAGCGGCCGUGGCCUCGGACGCCGUGGCGUAUGAGGCCUGGCCCAGCCCGAGGCUGUGGGGGAUCAGCAUGCACGAGGUCUUCCUCAGCGGCUUGGAGAUGCCUAUCGGGGAGAGCUUCGAUCUUGAGGAGCUUUCUGUCAAAUGUAGGGAGGCGCAGAGGUGGUCCUUCAUGUUUGUUGGUGUGCCGCUAGACGUGCCUGGGGGAGUGGCUAACCCACCGGGUGCGGUGGCCAUCUUCUAG